Musa acuminata AAA Group (dessert banana) is the source of this 6989-nucleotide messenger RNA. RefSeq names its product squamosa promoter-binding-like protein 16. Gene Ontology annotation, cellular component: nucleus. Lineage: Eukaryota; Viridiplantae; Streptophyta; Magnoliopsida; Zingiberales; Musaceae. The record is from RefSeq and is a predicted model, not a curated record. The coding region runs from base 5534 to 6709 and encodes 391 amino acids. The transcript has 5 exons. Gene Ontology annotation, molecular function: DNA binding.
GCAGGUCCUCCUGUCAUCUGUAAGGGCAUCGUCCAUUCAGCAUGCAAAUUUAUGGGUAUUACUAAUUUAUUCAAUUGAUUGUUUGUCAGAUUAUUUUUAAUCACUUACCUAAUAUGCUUUCAAGUUUUUAUGUGACACAGCAGAAGAUCAGUUACCUAAGUUGUUUAUAAUGGUGCAUCAGGUUACUGGUUGGGAAGCAUUGAUGAUAUGAGUUAGUAAUUGCUUGUCAUGAGGCACCAACAAUUUCACUGGUACUGUCUCAGUUUUUCUGUGUGGACUAUAUAGACUCCACAGCUGAUAUUACUGUUGGUUGGUGAUGGUGAUACCAUGCUUUAUGCUAAUGAUUUGCUGACCAUACUUCUCUUGAUGACUCUUUAUACACUCAAGUGCAGAUACUUGGCUAAAUCAAGGUUGCACGUCAACUUUUAGGUUAUUUAAUAAGAAUAUUUUACCUAAAUAUCUCUCUUGUGAAAUCUGUUACAUGUAAUUUGGUUUCAAGACCCAAGUUUUGCAAAAUAGUGUCCCUUAGGCUGCACUCAUAUGUAGGUUAUAUAUUUUAGAUUAUAAAAGUUUAAGGUUUCAGUUGUCAAACAUUUAUUAAUAAAAUUCUCAUUAGUUGCUUGGUGCGUUUUGCACAAUAACAUGUACCAACAUAAUCUUUUUGUAGUUAAAUGGUGUAUGAUGACAUCACAGCAUUAGAGGUUUGUUGACGAAUUUAAAUAGCGGUGCUUUAUUUUUUUGGUAAUAAUAUGGUGGGGAUAUUUUGGGGAGGACUCAAGACAGACUAUGUAUGUGGAGAGGUGUUGGGUACAAGAAAAUUGUUUGCAGGCAUAGAUAGCAUUGUAGAAUUCAGUGAGCUUAUGAUUCUUUUUCCCUUGUUUGGAAAGUUGCACUAACUAGGAAUUGGCCUAUACUGAAGGGAAGAUGAGGACAUCAAGGACUAUCUAUAUUCACAAUGUUCUUCCUCCAUCUGUCAACUCUUAUUUUGUAUUGCAGUUUUAGGUGGAAAAUCUUGUGUCCAUGGUCAAGAAGGCCUGUACCAAUAUGUUUAAUGCAUAAGACUUAAAAAAACAGGGAUUCUGAUUAUUUGUGGCAGUUUCUGAUUAAGUUGUAUGGUCAUAGUUGAGAGUUGCAGUCUAACAUAACGGUAGCUGACAAAAUUCUCUUACAAGUAGAAUUUAAUUUAUUAGGUUUUCUUUGGCUGGUCUUCUAUUUUCUAUCGUUGACAUAUCAAGUUCUGGUUUAUGGUAUUUACUUUUUGUUAUACUACUUUAUAUUUUGGAGCUCUGGCUUUCUCAGAAUUUACUGGGCCAUGUGUUUGUUUCAUGUUUAAUAUGUGUAUCGGUUUAGACAUAGACUAGCAUCUCCUUUAGGCCUUUUUGUGCCAUGGAAUCUAGGAGGUGAUACCAGUUUAUCAGUCAUUCUUUGUAGGAUGAUAGUACUACCAAUUAGCAUUAAAUAGCAUCCACAGAACUCUGUUUCUGUUGACUAGUAAUUUUCUAGUAUGUCUUUCCAGAUAUCUGUGGUUGUCUUUGUAGACAUAACAAGAACACUUAUAUGAGCGCUAAAUAUGGGAUGAAAUUGACAACUUAUAUUUGCAUGAAAAAUAGAUUGCAAACAUCAGGGUGCAUGUCAAUUGUUGGCCUAUAUGGCAUGUGGUGAUACAAAGUCUUCUUGAAUUGUAUGAAUGUCAGAUAGAAUUUGUUUUGUUAAAGGUAUUGCACGAUACAUAAAGGAUCACAAUAUAUACAAAAAGUUUAUGUUGCUGAAAUGAUAAUGUUGAGGCGAGUAUAUGGAGUUAAAGAUAGGUGAAAUAAUACUUUAGUCAUGAAUAAUUAUGUACCAUUUCGAUGGAGAAUAAAAUGAGAGAAAAUUGUUUAAGAUGGGAUGAACAUGUGCUCUGGAGACCUACAAAUGCAGUAGUUAGAAGAGGUGAAAUGCUUAGUAGUAUGACGAGAGUUAGAUGAAGAUCAUCUAAAAAGAAGUUUAUAGAAACUAUAAAUAAAGAUCUAAAUAUCUGUAACUUAACAGAAUAUAUAGCCGACCUUAAAUGAUUGAGACUUAUGGUUUUGUUUUUAUUGUUGUUGUUUAGGGGCCUAAUUGUGCCAUGUUGCAGUUGCUCUAUUUUGUGCAAUCUAGUAUGAAAAGCAUUAUUGAAAUCAAGCUUUUAUAUUAUCCGGUAAAUAUGUUGACUAAUCUGUCUGGCCUAUAUGUUCAAUUAUGCAAGUAAAUAUAGUUGCUAGCUCUAGUAUCUUGAGGGGUUUAUGGAGUUGAGUAGCAUAUGGAGUGGUUUGUUUGCUUUUUAUCAAUGAAAUACCCUUGGCCCAUUUUAAGUUUCUUUUAUGUUGGCUCUUCUCUGGGUCUUGCAUGACAUAUAGAUUGACUUCAUUCUUAUGUGUGUGAAAUAUUUCUCGUUUUCCCUUUUCAAGAUUCUACUUAGAUUAAUUUUGGUACCCAGGUGAGAUUCAAUCAUCAGGACUAGCUUCAUUGUGCAGCAUGUUUAGUCUUGAGAAGCCAUAUCUUAUUCUAUCAAGUCUGAGUAAAUAUUGCAGGUUUAUGACUUCUCUGCAUCAGGAUCAUAGAGGCACUAGACUCUUUAAAGUGAAUGUCUGUCCUUAAAACACAUCUCAGUGCAUAAAGCUUUGUCCUAAUUCUCUUUGGAAGGCAUUUCAACUAAUAAUGCAGUGAAGAAUCUUGAAUAUUGAUGAAAUCUUGCAAUCCUGAUGGUAAUGUUUUUGCUAGAUCCAGGUGGCUGCCAAGAUGGUUCUGCUAGUUAUGCAUUACUUAUAUAAGGAUUUUGUGUUGUGUUUGGGCUUAUAAAAAUGGAUAUAAUUUAUUAUGGGGAUUACGCUCACUUUUCUGUUUUUUUUCAUGAAUUAUUAAUAUGCUUCUCAGUUUGCCAUCAAUGGGUUUAAUAGAAAGUUCGUUUUUUGGUUUCUUGUCUUUUGGGAUUCCAGUCUAGCUGAUAGAAAUCAUCUUCUUUCCAGUGGGGUCAGUUGGAAAAUUGAGGUGUAUCUCAGUAGUCCUAUUUCUAAAACCCUCUUCAAUUUGUCUUCAAGUUGUAGUCUGUUUAUUUCUACAUAUCUAAUACCCUAUUUGGAAUCUUCAAUUUGUCUUCAAGUUGUACCCUGUUUCACAUAUGUCCUAUUCUUUUUUACAUUUAUAGUUUUCAUUCACAUUUUGUUUUACUUCAAACGUAAGUGAUGCUUGCUGACCCUUUUUCCUGAACUGCAUAAUCCAAUUUCUUCUUUACUUCAAACUUCUAAUAUGUUAUUGCAGUGAUUUAGUUAGAGAUGAUUAUGGGCUUCCUUGCAUGGGUUAAUCAGACAUUCUAGGUGUGAAGGUUCUCAAUGGAUGCUACACAUUGGAGGAGGUUGAAAACUUUACUGAUGUUUCUGCUGAAUCGUUGAGAUGUGGGAGGCUCAAGUUCAAAUCAACUAGAUGUAUUGUGAUUAGGUGUGUUAUGGAUUGGCAUUACGUAGUUACCAUCAUCAUCUCCUCAGAGUCAAUAACCGUUACUCUCUUCGCUUCUUCUAAUAUCUUCACUCUUAUCCUUAGAUCUUCUUACCAGCAUUUUUAUCAUCAUUAAUUUGAAGGACAAAGGAUCGCUGUUAGUACACCAUAAAAGUAUUACAGCCUGCGUUAUAUGAAACGAAAAUAGAUGUUAUUUAUCGGUGGAAUCUUGUUCAUUGAAUUCUUGAUGGGAGUAGUAGUUCACUCAAUUGUUGUCUUUGAGGUUCAUGGUCUGCGUCUUUUUCUUUCAAAUAUUUAUGGAAAUACAAAUACGAAUGUUCCUACUAAAGUUUAGCUAUUUACUUGUUAAACAACACGAAAUGCAUCACUUAUUUCAGUGUCUAUCACAAACUUGGUGUGAUCCAACGAACCACUGAGACAAUGGCAUCCACAUUAAUUGUGGUCCAUUUGAUUCCUGUGACAUAUUCUGACUUUGUUCUUUGGUGAUAAUUCCUCGUACCAGGUUCAGCUGAACCUGACGGUGGUCCAUUUACCAGAAGCUGUUUCUAGGUCAAGUGGAACCCAUGACUAAGAUGCUCUUCAUGCUCUAUUUUCCUGUCUUCUCCAUGCUUCGAGGGACCAUAUUAAAUACCACAACCAUUGCUGAUAACAAGGCCUAAGGUGUUAUCCUUGUAUCCUUGAUGUGCGUUGUAGAACUCAACGUGCUGUGUUUUGAUCCUAGUGUCAACUAGGAGAGUUUGCCUCUAUACUCCUCAUGACUGAUUUUUUUGGAAGGAAAGAGGCGUGGGACAUUCCCUCGAUUCGUUCUCCAGAGAACCUCUUGUGAGCAUCCUCUGUCAGUUUCUCCUUUUGUCUUUUCGUUGCAUUGAGUCUAUGAUAUGACUAGCAUCGAUCAUCAAUGCAAUUAUAUAUAUAUAUAUAUAUAUAUAUAUAUAGAGUACUGUAUCAUAUGUAGACUUUAUCAAGUCAUGGAUUUGCCCAUAGUUUGUAGGUUCAUAUAGUCAUCUGACCCUGCAAUCAAUGUUGCAAUGGAAUUACCAAAAAUUUGAGGCCGAUGUAAAGGCCAAUCUUAUCUAAAGCCAGAAAAAUCCUCGAGCAUUCAAAUGUUGAGGACCAUUGCAGAAAGCAAUAAACACAACGGAAUCUCUGUCGUAUGCAUGCUCAUGUGGAGAACAGAUUCACAACUAUGGCUUACUCUGCUCUGUCUUCGGUCAAGACUCAGUGGUUGAUGGUUGUAGCUAAUCAUGCUGUUUUGGGAUUCACUAAAUCAACAUCUAUGUGUUGAAUAAAAGACUUCCAAGUCCAAUCCAAGUGUCAAACAGGAAGAUUCUGUACUCUGGGUAGGGAUUCUACGUGUUUAAGAGCUGCCAUUGAUGUCCGGAAUGCCACCUUCAAUUCACGUUGUAAUUGGAGAGAUCAGUAAAUGGAGAACACCUCCUUCUGUUCUUCUCUCCACCCUCGAAAGGUUGAAUCUUGUUUGUAGUCGGUAUGGUCAUGUUGACGAGCUGCAAACCUACCUACAGUGAACACACCCAUCAACAACUGUCAUUUGAGAGAGAGAGAGAGAGAGAUGUUAUAUAUUAAGCUUGGCUUCCCUUUGAGCCUUCACAUGUGAAUCCAUGUCAGGAACUGUGUAGUUGGGUAGCUCCCAACCAAAGCAGUCUACUGCUGCUGCUGCUGCUGCUGCUGCUCUCUGCAACCACUGACUGGUAUUCAGUUUCUUCCCAGCCUUUUGGGUUGUGCUGCUGCUUUAUCCAACCUUCUAUCUUCUCCACUGUUCUCACUUUGUUCAGUCUACUCUUCUGUUCUUCCUAUUUCCCCUGUUUUGACAUGGAUUCAUCUUAGGGUUUGCUUCUUCUCCUUGUGUAGUUGCCAUCUCUAGUGGUUCUGGUUCCUUUGAUGGUGGUUUUUAGUGUUGUCGAUCGGUCACGUACAGGGAGACAGCGGUAUAAGAUGGAUGGAGAGAGGAAGGAGCGGUAGGAGUAGGGAAAGACAGAACAGCGUAAGGUAACGAAACAGGGGAGGCGAGAAAAAGAGUUCUGAGAGGGGGGUUGCCCUGAUGGACUGGGACUCCAAGAUCCCUCUAUGGGAUUUAGCAGACCUCGGCCGAGAUGCCGAUCCAAGCGUUGGCAUCGGCUGCGGCCUGGGACGCCGGCCGAGCGAGGUGGACUGCUCGGUCGAUCUGAAGCUUGGGGGAUCUGGAGAUUUUGUGCCGUCACAUGGCUGGAAAGACCAACCUAAGGUGCCGACGAUGGCGGCCUCGUCUGGUGCGUCGAAGAGGCUUCCCCGAAACCCUGGAAAUGGCAGCCAGAAAGCGGCAUGCUCGGUCGACGGGUGCAAGGCGGAUUUGAGUGGUUGCAGGGAGUAUCACAGGCGCCACAAGGUCUGCGAAGCCCAUUCCAAGACGCCGGUGGUGAUGGUCGGUGGGCGAGAGCAGCGUUUCUGCCAGCAGUGCAGCAGAUUCCAUUUACUGGUGGAAUUUGAUGAAGUAAAACGAAGCUGUAGAAGACGUCUUGAAGGUCAUAAUAGACGUCGAAGGAAACCGCAGCCAGAUUCCAUAAACUCAGGGAGCUUGUUUGCAAAUCAUCAAGGGGCCACAUUUUCUUCAUAUCCUCCAAUAUUUCCAACAGCUACACCAGAACCCAAUUGGCCUGGAGCUGUCAAGACCGAAGACACUGCUCUCUAUGCACAUUGCCUGCCUUCUCAUGGCACAAACAGAAACCAUAAUGUUCUCAGUACCCACAGCUGGAGCCAAGAAGGAAGGCAGUUUCCUUUCUUGCAGGAGAACAAGACCACCUUCAGCAAAAUAACACUAGGAAUCCCAGUAGGCCAGCCACAUCUCAGGACAUUCAUGCCGUCCGGUAACAGCUGCAGCGGCGGCAAGAUAUUCUCUGAUGGAUCAUCUGAACCUAUCGACUCCGAUUGUGCUCUCUCUCUUCUGUCAGCACCAACUCCGAGCAUCAACACAGGCUUAGGCCAAAUGGUUCAGAUUCCUGCAGGUCAGCCUCAUGCUUCAAGUUUGCACCAUUGUGGUCUACCACAUUACUUGCAGGCUUCCGACGACACAGCACCAUCUGUGUUUUCAUGUUCAGGGAUGGAAGACGAUCAUGCGGGCAUUUUUCUGGUCUCUGAUGCUAAUGAAUCUGAGAUACAUUUCCCAAAUGUACUUCAUGUUGGGGGUGAAGGUUCAUCGGUGGGGACAUCUCAAAGCCUUCCAUUUUAUUGGCAGUGUUAGGUCCAGCUCCAGUAAGGUAUCUUUUAGCUAAACAUUGUUGGGGCACAGCUUCUGAUCCCUCCAUGAUCUGAAGCUUUUUUUUCUCAUUUUAUUUCCAUGACCUGGAAGAAGAUGGACUACCUUAAUUUACUUGUGGUAGAAUAACUAACCAAUGCUGGAAUCGAAUUAUGAUUAAGAUUGUUGUGUUUGCUAUGGUAUCCUGUAUUCUGAACUUGUGGUGGCUUCUGAUUCCAACUAUUCUUUGUAUGUAUUAUUAGAAGCAGUACAUUUUGAUGCUGAA